AUGAUCAGUGUUAUUGAAGAGGUUCAACUCAACUGGAAGGCAAAUAUUGUUGCUGUUACAUCAGAUGCAUCAGGCGAGUCUUGGGCAGCUCGAAAACAGCUUGUCAAGGAAUUUCAAUCAUUAGUAUCUGCAGAUUGCUAUGCUCACCAGAUAAAUCUUAUUGUUGGUGACUAUUUCAAGUCAUCUGGUGGCACGGUUUACCUGGGAUACUCAAAGAAAGCAUCUGACCUCAUUUCUUGGCUUCGAAGCAAGACACUUGUUCUAGCAACACUAAGAGAUAUCCAAGUUGCCCUCAAUUCAACUAACUCAUCCCAUCCUAAUUGUGUCCUCACUGUAAUCCGUGCAGUUUUGACCAGAUGGACUGCUCAUUAUCUUGCCUUCAGACCACUUCUUGAUCUUAAAUUUGCACUCGACAUUCUCGUCAGGCAGGAGAAAAGUCUCGAACAGGAUUCAAAAAUAGUUACGGGUGAUGCUGCCUCACGAAAAAAGGCAAGGGAGAUGCUGGGAUUGAUUGAAGACCCAGUGAUGUGGAUGACCCUGGCUCAGAUGGUCAGUCACCUGCAGCCCUUAUCAUUGGUAAUCAACAUUGCUCAGGCCGCACACUGUCAUCUCAAUGAAGUUUUGAUCAUUUUCGGCUUUCUAAUAUCAAGAUAUACUGUGCUACAAGGGAAGGCUUCAUCAGUCGGAGAAAAUUCGAUGAUUCAGGCUAUCAUUGAUUCUCUCGAAAAGUGUUGGAGCAAAUGUGAUCAAGAUGUAUUUCUAGCUGUAGUUGUUUUGAACCCUCUUUACAGGAUCAAGCCCUUUGCUCGCCUUCGCAAAUUUACCAAUGCAGGACUCAUGACAUUAUUUGUCAAGUUAUGGGAGUAUCUAGAAGGACAUGGGGACUAUGGCGAAGAAUUUAUAAAUUGGGUGGACUUGGUUCGAAGUGCGGCUGAGCGAAAAUGUCCCGACCCUCUCAAGAUGUACGACGGUAUACAUUUUCAAGAUGUUGAGCCAACACCAUUGCAGAAAUUCGCUCAGCGAAUUUUUUCGAUCUGCGCAAAUUCGGCCUUUUGUGAACGUCUUUUUAGUCUUUUUGGCACAGUACUCACAAAACUUCGUUCACGUCUCGGUCUUAAAGGCCUCACAGACUUGGCAGAAUUGUGCUUGCAUUUGCGAGAUGAGUAUAUGCAGAUGGGGGAUAAAAAGGGCCGUCUGCGUCGCAUAAGGAAAAUCAUCCCCGACCCACUACCCCCACCAGCCAUUGUGACUAUAACUCCUGCAGACUUGGACUCUGUUCCUGAUGAUCUAUCAUCAGAGUCUGAGCAGCCAGAAACACAGGAUGGAGACACCACUGAUGAUGACCACUCACUUGGGCACAUUGCAUCCAUUCUCGCACAGUGCUCGUUGGAAGAUGAGGACCCCAUAGACGUGGGGUUUGCAUUCAUGAUAUCCCCCUUCAACAACUUUUCAACUUCGAAGACGAGAGCUGGGUAA
Suillus bovinus is the source of this 1476-nucleotide messenger RNA. RefSeq names its product ribonuclease H-like domain-containing protein. The coding region runs from base 1 to 1476 and encodes 491 amino acids. The transcript is spliced from 5 exons. The record is from RefSeq and is a predicted model, not a curated record. NCBI's taxonomy places the organism in Eukaryota, Fungi, Basidiomycota, Agaricomycetes, Boletales, Suillaceae.